AUGAAUCUUCGCGGUGGCCUGGCGAUUGUACUUGUUUUCGUUCUCGCGGAGAUCGACUGUGCGAUACCGAGGUUCGUGACGGAGCAUCACCUUACCUAUUUAUGUCUGGCAGCAUCGACGCGCGUCCAAGUUCGGUCGAACACGACGGAAGAAGCCAUCGAGAGGAACUCCGUCGCGUCGAUUGGAAAGAAGACCAGUCCGAGCACCGGCAGAAUCUUCAACGGAAAGCCGAGCAAACGGGGUUCCUGGCCCUGGCAGGUUUCCCUUCAGCUGUUGCAUCCAAAGUUCGGAUUCAUCGGGCAUUGGUGCGGAGGUGUCCUGAUCGAGCCCACUUGGGUCCUUACCGCCGCUCACUGCAUUCACAACGAACUUUUCAACUUACCGAUCGGCGCGUUAUGGACAGCGGUCGUUGGAGAAUGGGAAUUAGACUCCGGUGGACGAGGCUCAGCCAGGUUACCCGUCGAACGAGUCAUUCUUCACGAAAGAUUCAAUAAUUACGUUCACGACAUUGCUCUAAUGAAGCUCGCGAGGCCGGCGCCGUUGUCGAGGGUGGUGAAAACGAUACGUCUGCCGGACCCGGAGGAAGAACUUGCGAAUGGUCAUUGCGUCGUCUCCGGCUGGGGUCGUUAUGGCCCGUCCCAAUCGCUUUCCACCGCGUUGCUAGAGGCAUCUGUGCCGUUGCUCGAUCUCGAGAAAUGCACCAAGGCGUACGGAAAAUCGGUACCGAUUCGAAACGGACAUCUCUGCGCUGGUCACACCGAUGGUUCUUCGGGAAGCUGCGUGGGCGACUCCGGGGGACCGUUGCAGUGUCGCCGUCCCGACGGAGUCUGGCAAUUGGCUGGAGUCAUUUCCUUUGGAUCCGGAUGCGCCAGGCCAGGCUACCCUGACGUUUACACCAGGAUACAGUACUACGUUAAGUGGAUAAGGAACACCAUUAACAACGACGAAGACGCGCAAUAUUUAUGA
Messenger RNA from Dufourea novaeangliae, 966 nucleotides. Its product is annotated as chymotrypsinogen A-like. Gene Ontology annotation, biological process: proteolysis. Bases 1 to 966 code for a protein of 321 amino acids. NCBI's taxonomy places the organism in Eukaryota, Metazoa, Arthropoda, Insecta, Hymenoptera, Halictidae. The transcript is spliced from 5 exons. The record is from RefSeq and is a predicted model, not a curated record. Gene Ontology annotation, molecular function: serine-type endopeptidase activity.